CCCCCUCCCUCUCCUCUCUCUUAAAAAAAAAAAAAGAGGAAUCUAAAGAAGUUGGUUAAUAGCAGAAGAGAGAGAAAGUGAUUUGGGGGAGACAAGUAAGUGGGAAGACAAUAGAGAUAGUACAAAAACCAAACAUAAAUGUUAGGAAAAAUAAAAAAAUGUAAAAACGAAAAAUAAACAUAUAUAACCCAACUGUAAUAUACUAUUCAGGCAUCUCAGUCCUCAGUAACCUAAUCCAUGAAAAAUAAUUGGUUUUGCAAGUGUUGGGGAUGUGAGGGCAGGAGAAGAGAGAAAAAGAAAAGAAAAAAGAAUAGAAAGAAAGAAAACAAAAAACAUCUGGAAAGAAAAUCUCAUGACUGUUUCUGUUGGAGUUCACUAUCUUUCUUGCUUCCCUUCUCAUCCACUAGGUGGGGUUGUUUGUUGUUUGCUGGUAUCUCCACCCUCAGGGUGCUGAAGGUUACUAGGGUGGGAGGGUUAGUUUUGGUGGUGGAACUCCUGGAGGUGGAGUAUAGCACUUGCUGGUCCUCAUUGGGAGACUGAUGUGAGCGCCUGGUCUGACUUCUUUAUAUCACCUGUGGGCCUCACAAUUCCUGGCCUUUACUUUACCCUCUAAACUGUAUCACUCACCUCCUCCCUAUCUACUUCCCAAUCAGGAGCUGAUCUUUCCAGAGGUCUUGUGGGCUGUGCUCUGAGGCCUUCACACUUGUCGCACUAGUCACAGAGAGCUGUUUUAUAUUGGGCAUAUCUGACCAGUCUUUGGGAGCUACUGACCAGCCACAUAGCUGCAAGCACUGUUCCCAAUUAGUGGCUGCGGGGGAGCGGGAGAGUUGGGGACUAUAGUUAAAUUGAUAUUGCUUCUACCACCCUGCCAGUGUUCCAAGCUGAGUGUUGCCCCUAUUAAAUAUCGUGACAAAGGUGUCCCAAGUUCGAGGUGGUGGUUUCAGAGAUGGGAUGUCAGGUUGGGCUGGGUGGUGGCAUUGAGUGGCAUUGAAGAUGCAGCUCUGGGUGUGCAGUGUUGUGGCUGGAAGCUAUCUCCAGACCCUGUCCAGUGUCCCCAAGUGCAGGGAACUAUGGCAGUGGUUGCAGUGUCCCAAAAUGGAGGCUACUGGGGGAGCCCCAUGCUGGUAGAUGGGGGUCCACACAGAAGUGGCUGCCAGGGGCCUGCGUGAGAGUGGUGGACGGGGGUCCUGAAUGGUAGAGGUGGCCGAAUGUUUUCUCUAAUAUGCAGAUGCUAAUUCACAAUAAGUGGUUGGGGGCUCUAGAGAAGAAUAGCAUUACCUUAGAUUAGGUAGAGGAAAGUGAAGGGAGGGGAGGGGAGGGGAUGUGGGGAUAGGAAAGAUAGUAGAACAAAACUCACAUUUUUACUGUAUGCAUAUAUGUGGCUGCAUGACCAAUACGAUUCUACAACAUGUACACUGAGAAAAAUGAGAAAUUGUAUCACAUCUAUGUAUGAUAUAUCAAGUGCAUAAAUCCAUUCUACUCUCAUGUAUAACUAAUUAAAACAAAGAAAAAAUUUUAAAAAAGCCUUGGAAAUCUAUCUAACAAAAGAAGUGAAAGACUUCUACAAUGUAAACUAUAGAACACUAAGAAAAAGUAUUGAAUAAUACCUUAGAAGAUGGAAAGACCUCUCAUGUUCUUGGACAGAAAGAAUUAAUAUUGUCAAAAUAGCCAUACUUCCCAAAGCUUUAUACAGAUUCAGUGCAAUUUCCAUCAAAAUUCCAAUGAUGUUCUUCAUUCAACUGGAAAUAUUAGUUAUGAAAUUCAUUUAGAAAAAUAAGAAACCAGGAAUAGCCAAAGCAAUCCUUAGUGAGAACAGCACAGCAGGAAGCAUCACAAUACAGGACUCAAAUUAUGCUACAGAGCUAUUAUGCUACAGAGUAAGAAAGAGAGACUGUCACCAAAAAAGGCAUGAAGACCAAUGGAGUAAUGACGUAGAGAGAAAUCCACAUAAAUACUGUUAUCGCAUACUAGACAAAGAUGCCAAAAACAUACAUUGGAAAAAAGAUAACGAAAGGUGCUGGAAACCCUGGAAAUCCAUAUGUAGUGGAAUGAAAUUUAACCCCUGUCCUUCACCCUGCACAAAACUCAAAGUGGAUCAAAGACCUAGGAUUUUGACCAGAAACCCUGCAACUCCUAGAAGAUAAUAUAGUCCCAAUACUCCAACAUGUAUGUUUGUUCAGGAACCGAGUUCCCUAAAAGACUCUUAAAAGUGAAAAAAGGAAAAUAAAUAAAUAAACAAAUGGGAUGUCAUCAAAUGAAAAAUCUUUUUCAUGGAGUUGCCAGUGUAGCUCAGUGGUAGAGUGCUUUCCUAGCACAUAUGAAGCACUAGGUCCAAUCCCCAGCACCACAAGGUCUUGUGGCCAGCUAUUCAGACAUGUCAGUCCUCAGUAACCUAAUCCAUGAAACAAUUAAGUGUGUGAAAAGAGAGCCAACUGGAUGGGAGAAAAAUUGUGCCACCCGCUCCUCAGAUGGAGCAAUAAUAUUUAGUUCAUACAAAGAACUCAAAAAAGUUAACACCAAAAUAAAACAACAACAGCAGCAGCAACAGGCAAAUAAUCCAAUCAACAAAUGGGCAAAAGAAGAAAUUUAUGAAAAAGUGUUCAACUUUUGUAGCAAUUAGAGUAUUGAAAAUUAAAACUACACUGAGAUACCAUCUCACUCCAGUCAGAAUGGCAAUAAUCAAGAAUACAAACAACAAAUGUUGGCGAAUAUGUGGGGAAAAUGGUACACUCACACAUUGUUGAUGGGGACUGCAAAGUAGCACAAUCUCUCCAAAGCAGUAGGAAAAAAAAUAAAAAAAUGGAACCCCUCAUAUGACCCAGUUACCCUACUCCUCAGUAUAUAUAUCCAAAAAAUUUUAAAUCAGCAUACUACAGGGAGGCAGCCACACCAAUGUUUAUAGCAACACAAUUCACAAUAGCCAAGGAAUGGAGCCAACCUAGGUGCCCUUCAACAGAUGAAUGGAUAAAGAAAACAUGGCAUAUAUACACAACGGACUUUUAUUCAGCCAUAAAGAAGAAUGACUUUGUAGUCUUUGCCAGUUAAUUGAUGGAACUGGAGACUAUCAUACCAAGAGACAUAAGCCAGUCCCCAAAAGUAAGAGGUAAAAUAUUUUUAUGAUAUGCAGAAGCUAAUCCAAAAUAAGGAAGGCUGAAGAAAAAAAAAGAAUAGAAGAAAGAGCAGUGGAGUAGACAAAGGGGACUGAAGGGGAGGGCUGGGAUAGGGAAAGACAGUGCAGUGAACCUGACCUAGCUUUCCUAUGUACAUGUGUGACUGUACCACAGUGAAUCUCAUUAUCAUGCACAUGCACAGGACAGUAAUUUAAAAAAAAAAAAACUAUAAAUAAAUAGCAGAAAUAUCAGUCAAGUAGAAGGAAGGGAACAUGGGGAGGGAGGAGGAUAGGAGAAGAGGAAGUACUGGGGACUGAAUUUGAACAAAUUAUAUUCCAUUGCUUUUGUUAUUAUGUCAAAAUGAAUUCUAUUAUCACGGAUAACUGAAAAGAACCAAGAAAAAAGUAAUAUGUAUUUUGAACAUUUUUUGGGUAUUAUAUAAACACUUCCAGUUAGAUUUGGCAUAGCACCCAUAGUCAAAUUGAUUUUAUAGUAAAAUAUCUUAAAUAUGUUUAUACAAGCUGUUAGUUUAGGUUAGGUUUUGCUGCCAAGUCAAUUCAGACCACGUCAAUGUUGUCCAUCAAAUGAGUCCCCCCAUUCCACCCCACAAAUGGAUUUUAACACUUCUGAGAUUUCAAAUUAGAAAUAAGAGUGUAUGGAUGGGUCUGCAGUUAGUUACUCCACAUCAUGUGAAAGAAUCAUCUUAGGCUCUGCUGACACUGAGUCCUGGGAAGAGAAUUCAGCAUCACCUGUUUUAGGCCUUAGAGUUAGCCGGUUUGUUGAAAUUCAAGUCAGGGAGAACCAGAACCAAGGAUUUGGCCUUGGAGCAGAAGCCUGUGGGAGCAAAGAGAAUGCAGAGGAAAGUGUGUCUGCCACAGAGAUGCAGGAGCCGGCACCAUUGAGCCAUGGCUCUGAGCACUUCAACACUGGCGCUUCAGCCACAGAGGGGAAGCUGGAAGAUGCAGGUCCUCUUUCAAAUAUGUUAGCUCCAAACGAGAAAGACCCUUCCCAGCUUCAUGGGGUUGGAGUGGUUUCCAGAGCUCUAUCCUGGUUCUCUUGGACUAGGGGUGUUGCCCGGGAAGCCUCAGUAUUGGAACUCAGUGGCCCAGAGGCCUCAGCUCUCCAACUCUUGGGAGCUGUGUGCAGAGGCUGGAUUUGGUGCAACACCACAGUGAGGAAGAGCUGGGUUGGUGGCAUCACCAUGCUCUUCACAGGGUACUUCACCCUCUGCUGUAGCCGAAGCUUCUGGCCUCUGAAGGUGCAGCACUGGGGACCCCCCCACCCGCCAUCCAGGCCUCUGUGUUGCUGCAAAUGUGGUUCUUGUGAUUCUGCGUGUGUUUUGCUGUUGGAGACACCGCCUGGAGAGCUGGGAGUUUCUUCCUUCGACAGCUGAGGUGGAAGUAAUACAAAGACCAUUGGCAUGAAGCUGAGAUUAGGCUCACAGAUCUCUGAGCCUUGUCUGUAAUGUAAUCUGGGUCAUGUUGAUGUUAGGGAAGCUUGGGAAAGUCAACCUGGAAGGUUUUUAGUCCAAGGGAUGGAACUGCUCAAGAGUGAAGAACAUCUUCUGAUGAAAUUAACAUGCGUACUGGUAAUUCUAUAGGUAGAACUAUUUGAUUAUCAACUGCUUGAAGUUGUAGUUCUCCAGGUUUUAAGUAAGAGGUGGAACCCAGGUAAGAAUCAAAAUUUAAGUCUUCAUAAUCUGUAUACUUACAGCUUCAAUAUCAUUGGUGGCCUGUUGUUUUUACUGUUAAGGAAGGGUCAUUAAUUUCAUCCAUUCUACAUAAAAUUUGUAAUGAGGGAAGCACAAUUAUAAUGAGGCUAAUGUGAAUGUAAUACUUCAGAUGGUCUAAACUUCUUGAGUAUCUGUGGUGCCUGUGUGAGUGAGUUUUGAGGUAAGUAUAAGGGAGAUAAUAUCAGGAACUACGGAGCUGAUCGAGAAUAGGAUUAAAAGUGUCUGGUUGUGAAAGUGUAAUAGUUCUUCUAUAAUAGAUGAUGUAGCAUCUUGAAAUCCUAGUUCAAUUUGGUAAGCCAUGAAGAUAAAAAGGAUUCUAACCUAUAAAUUAACUUUGACAAAGUUAUGUAAAUUUUCACUAACAUCUUAUAAAGAAAGUUAUAAUGGUUAUGGGGCUGGCUUGAAAGUAGUCAUAGGAGUUUGGAUUCUUCUCUUUCUUGAAUUAUGUUUUAACAUAGGUUGGUUCUUCAAAUGUGGUAAGGUGGAGGGAUCCAUGCAGUCACUCCGGGUUAGUUGUUGACAGUCUAAAAUUAGGACUUCUCGUUUUGAUGUGAUGCCCCUCACAUUAUAACAAUUAUAAUUAUUACAGCUGUAAGAGAGAUAAAUGACCCUUUGAAGGAUUCAGUAUUUCAUGUUGUAUACAUGUCUGGGUAGUCAGUAUUGUUGUGGUAUGCCAGAUAAUCCUAGGAAAAGUAUUGGGAAGAAAUUGAAAUUCACUCCUACAAUAUAAAAGUGAAGUGAAUUUUAGCUCAUGUAGCAUCUAGGGUAUAACCAGAGAACAGAGGGAAUCAAUGAACAUAUUGUCCCAUUAUUGCAAACACAGCCCCAUGGGUAGGACUUAGUGAAAAUGAGCUACUACAUAAUAUGUAGUAUGUAAUGCAAUGUCUAUUGCUGAGUCAGCUAGAACAAUUCCUGUGUGGCCUCCUACAGUAAGUAGGCAAACAAAGCCCAGGGCCCUUUAAUAUUGCCACUGUGUAAAGUUGCCAGUCAGCUGAAAACUCUGGUUGGAAUAGCCGUAAUUAUGGUUGCUGAUGUGAAGUAUGCUCAGGUGACCACAGCCAUUCCUACAGUAAGUAUAUGGUGUGCUCAUAUGAUGAAUCCUAAAAAGCGAAUGGAUGUUGUAGCUCAAACUAUCCCAUAUAUCCAAAAGAAUAGAAUCAGAACGUAUAUUUCUGGAUGUCCAAGAAACAGAAUAGGUGUUGAUAAAGCAUAGGUUUUCCCUCCGGCAUGGUCGAAAAACAUCAUAUUUAGGUUAGGAUCUGUGAGGAGUAUGGACAUUCCUGCUGCAGGAACUGGGAGGGAUGGGAGGAGUAGCAUGGCUGUAAUUAUUACUGCUCAUACAAAGAGUGGAGUCUGGAAUUGUGAUACGGCAGGGGGUUUUAUGUUCAUAAUGGUAGUAAUAAAAUUAAUUGCCCCUAGGAUGGAUGAAACACCUGCUCAGUGGAGUGAGAAAAUAGAUCUACUGAGGCUCCUGUGUGUGCAAGGUUCCCAGCUAGUGGGGGAUAUACUGCUCAACCGGUUCUUGUGCCUGCUUCAACUACAGAGGAGGCGAGAAGGAGAAGAAAUGAUGGAG
Marmota monax (woodchuck) is the source of this 6415-nucleotide messenger RNA. RefSeq lists its product as uncharacterized. The record is from RefSeq and is a predicted model, not a curated record. Bases 3766 to 4503 code for a protein of 245 amino acids. NCBI's taxonomy places the organism in Eukaryota, Metazoa, Chordata, Mammalia, Rodentia, Sciuridae. The transcript is spliced from 5 exons.